AAGCUCGUAACACCUACGGUCUGAAAACUUAAAAUCAUACAGAUUUUCUAAAAAAAUAAUAAAUUUCAUUGUGGAUUAUUUAAAAUAAGAGAAAUAAAGCAAAACAAAAAUUUAUCAAACUAGUUAAUUUUUCAUAUGUUCAAUAAUUACUACUUAUUAUGCAUUGUGAUUAUUUAUGAACUCCUCAUUAUUGAUUACAUCGAAGUGAAGAGGCAUACAGAGGAUAUAACAAGUUCAGGUGAUCGACAAAAAUCUCUCAGAAAUUAUGUACAAAUUGAUUCACAGUAUGAAAUUGUAAUGAGGUCGUCUACUGAAUUCAACUUUCAGAAGAGUCAUUUGGAGCCAAGAAGUGUACAAUUCACAAAAUAUGAUAUCGCGAACAUGGUAAAUGUAUUACUUACAUCUAGAACAAUAUACUUCUCAAUUGAAUUUAUAAUGAUAAAUACAGUUAAUGAUACGGGUGCUCGUCAAACACUCAUAUCAAUUAUUGAGAAACCUUCAAAGCUAAUCUUAUUCAAGGUAUCUAUUCAAAAUCGAAAUUCCCACAAAUUUAUUCAAUUAACAAUGAUCAGCCAACAUAAAUUCACAACAAGGUAUAAAAGUCAUCCAGUUGAAUUGAAUCCUAAUCAAUGGUAUAAAUUAACAUUUGACAUUGAAGGUUUAAACAAGGCUGACCUUCAGGUGAAUUGUCAACCAAUAGCAUUUGAUAUUACUCGUAGACGAUCAAUAAUAAUUUUUAACCAAUGGAAAUCACUGAGAAUGCCUCGCAUACAUAUGAAUGAUAAAUAUUGGUUAAUGAUGAGAAAAUAUGUUGGAUUUCUUGGUCAGUUGGAUGAACAUAAGGAAUACUGGAAGGGUUCUAUUCGAAAUUUCAUGUUAACAUCAAAUCAAGAUGUAAUAAAAUCUGAAUUAUCACAGUGUCCAUCAUGGAUAUUAUCAAAAUCGUUGAACAGAGAUUCGCCUAUACCAGUUGCUGUUUCAAAUCUACCUCAUAUGCGGAGUCAAUAUAUGAAUAGGUUUGGAGGCGAGUAUAUUGCACCUCUCAAUAAAAUGGAUGCAUCAAGUCAAUUUACAAAUACAAUCAAUGAGCUAUACAGUAUGUUGAAUACACAAAAACAUGCUAUUGAAAGAUUAAUGCAACAGGUAUCUGAAUUAAACAUGAAAGUUGCAUCUCGUGAACAAUGUCUUUGUAUUCCGAACUGUGGAAAAUCCGCGCAUGGUAUACCCUAUUUGAUUGGCAAUACAUGGAAACCUGAUGCAUGCAGUCAAUGUGAAUGUACUUUGGCAGGUGCCUUAUGUACUCAGAAAAAGUGCCCCAUACUGAAUUGUACAAAUUCUAUUAGAAUACAGGAUGAAUGCUGUCCGCAUUGCCCAGCUAACUGUCAUUUCAUGGGUCAAGUAUAUCCUCAUGGAGAAAGUUUAAUGCGAGGUUGCAUCCAAUGUGUAUGCAUGAACGGUACAAUGAAAUGUCGUGAAAUCAAUCAAACUUUAUACUGUCCACCACUGAAUUGUAGUCAAAGUGAACAAAUUCAACCAGCUGAUAGCUGCUGUAAAAUAUGUCGUAAGAUUAACGUUUGUGCGCACAAACAUAAUAAAUGUCAUCCAUUGGCAAAAUGUAUCCCAAAUGGUAUGACAUAUCAUUGUGAAUGUCCCACUGGUUAUUCCGGAUCUGGUGAUCUUAUCACUGGCUGUACACCUGAAUGUAGGAAUAAUUGUUCCAAUCAUGGUGUCUGUAUUUCACCUAACAAGUGUCAGUGUUAUCCAGGAUUUGGUGGCAGUGAAUGUGAUUAUGAUUUGAACGAAUGUAACAUGAGGUUGGAUUUAUGCUCCGAAAAUUCAACCUGUCUCAAUUUACCUGGUUCAUAUACUUGUGUAUGUCAUGAUGGAUUUGAACCAACCGCCUCAAGUCAACUAAACAAGUUAAAUACAACUGAACCAAUGAAUAAUAAUACUAUUACUAAUAAUAGUGAUAUGUCAAAUCGUCAGGAAUUCGACAGUUCUACUGGACAUGUAUGUCAAAGAGUUUCUUUGUGUCAUGGUUAUCAAGGCAUUUAUCUUAAUUGUCCAAACGGGACAUUAUGUGAUGAGAAUCAGGGGAAGUACAUGUGCAAACAGUCAGUUUCAAGUAACACGGAAAAUGAAACGGAAGAAAGAAUCAACUCAACAGUGUAUAAUACAUCCUGUUCAGUUGGUUAUCAUCGAAUGUACAGCAAUCAAUCAUUGGACACAUUGAAUGAAAUUCCUAAUGAUCAAUUCAAACAAUUAAUUUAUUCUACUGAUAAUCGUGAAAACAAGCUAUUGUGUUAUUGUCAGUCAGGUCAACUUGAAUGUAUCCAGCAUCCAGAUUAUUCGUUACUACUAUUAAUUCAAUCAGUUUCAACGGACGCCUUGUAUAUAAACCAAUCAGUUCAUCAUCAUCAUCUUCAUGAGAACCAGUUGUGUCGAAUCUGUUCAAAACUACAGAAAAGCUCACAAAGGGAAUUAUCAUUGAAUCUAUCAAAAUGGUAUGUGGAUUAUUGUAUAUUAUGCAGUUUUAUGGACAAUAUGACAGCGAUAAGCAAUUUUACCUAUUGGUGGGUAAUUGAACAGAAUCCUUCUCUGCCUCCGCUUCCGCCUCCUCCAGCGAGGUGGGAGAAUCAUUCAUUGUGUAAAAUUUGUAUAGAGUUGAAUAAUACACAAUAUUGUCAGCCGCUGUUAUGCUCCAGUUUCAUGGCAUUUACAUCUAUAGAAUACUAUCAACUUUGUUGUUCGAAUACAAUUCCUCUUAAAAAGAAACAACUCAAUUCUACUGAACAAACUACCUCUCUGUCACAUCUGAAUAAAUGCACAAACUCUAGACUGGCCUCAUCUUUGAAGUCAAUGUCAACACUACAGUGUAUUGAUUGCCAGUGUGUGAAUGAUCGCAUCUACUGUACAUUGAAUGCUACUCAAAUAUAUCAACGAGACAAUGUGACCGUUGAAUGUGAUCAAUUAUUAUCAACGCUACAACGGGAUUCAUUACUAAUUCCUAUGAAGUACAUUCAGAGAGAUAAAUCAGGGGACGGGCGAUAA
This is a messenger RNA of Trichobilharzia szidati, 3051 nucleotides long. The record is from the annotation of a GenBank genome assembly. NCBI's taxonomy places the organism in Eukaryota, Metazoa, Platyhelminthes, Trematoda, Strigeidida, Schistosomatidae.